Molecule: messenger RNA, 5155 nt
Organism: Phymastichus coffea
Lineage: Eukaryota; Metazoa; Arthropoda; Insecta; Hymenoptera; Eulophidae
Gene: Glg1
Product: Golgi apparatus protein 1
Exons: 13
Coding region: 319-3735 (1138 amino acids)
Cellular component (GO): Golgi membrane
Molecular function (GO): fibroblast growth factor binding
Source: RefSeq, a predicted model, not a curated record
CUAUAAGCGCAUCCAUGCAUAGCAGCGCAAAGGCAAUAUUACACUGUAGCACUAUAGAGUGAACAACGAGGCCACUGCGCAAGCUUAGUCAACGUUGAUCGUCCGUCGUGAUAAAUGUCCGGUUGUGUCUCUCUUCUCGAUCAUCCGCGGAAUAAUAAUAACAAUGUGCAAAUACUGAAAUAAAAACACGCUCACACAUACAAACGAAGAGCCGGUUUUAACGUCAGCAGUGCUGCUGCUUGUUGAACAUCUCUGUCUGUGCCACAUCGUCGUGAAGUGUGUCAUGCGCCGGUCGGCAACCAACGUUUAGCUCUAGGCAUGAUGAUGGCUAAGUUAAGUGUAAUUUUAAUAUGCUGUGCAUUUCUGGAGUUUGUCUCCAGCUCAUACGUCUCCGAUGGAGCCGAUCUUAUGUACGUCGAAGUUGACGACACGCCAAAGGUCAAAUGGAUUGUUCCUGAGACCAACGACAUUGAGAAUAAUAGUCUGACCAGAAGAAAGAGAUCAUUACAUGCGGAAACUGGUUAUCACAAAACUCAUGUUGCUGGAUGGUUUACUAAAAUGCCAGAAAUAUGUCAGAAUAAGCUAAAAAAGUUGUGCGUUGUUGUUGACAAAGAGGUGGAUGAUCUAUUUUUCCUUGAGUGUGUUCAGACUUUUAAGCCAAACGAAGUAUCUGCUAUAGGAGAUCAAUGCCAACACGAGAUUUAUAAAUAUAUCAAAGAUGUUACCACUAAUGAAAACAUCAAGAAGAUUACUAAAGAAGAGUGUGGUGAUACAUUGGAAAAUUUCAAGUGUCCAAUGACUUAUCUCGGAUCUUAUUUAGCAUGCUUAGUAAAUAAAAAAGAUAAAGUAGCAGAUUUGCAGUGCUCUGACUUUAUUCAGCGGCUCGACUGGGUUACCAAUGAUUUUAAGAUUGUCUCUGUUUCUUUUGGUCCUGAGUGCCAGAAUGAUGUUGAAAAAUUUCAAUGUGGCAGGAUUCAAGUGCACAAGGACAUUUUACAAGGACAAACCCUGGCAUGCUUACAAAAACAUGUUAACAAACUGGAGCUAGGUUGUAAAAAGCAAAUUCUCCAUGUUACUGAAAUACAAGCUGAUAAUAUUAAAUUGGACAGGCAACUAUAUCUUGCAUGUUCAGAAGAUCACAUCAAAUUUUGUCCUAAUAUUCGUCCAGGUAGUGGUCAGGUAUACAAGUGUUUAAUGCAGCACAAAUUGGAUAGGUCAAUGACAAGGUCUUGCCAAGAGCAAUUAGUUAGGAGAGAGAAAUUGAUUGCUUCAGAUUAUAGAGUUAGUAGAGGAUUAGUGAGAGCUUGCAAAGAAGAUAUAAAAAGUUACCGCUGUCGUAGAAAUGUAUCAGAUGAUAAAGAUAUAAGACUUGCACAAAUUCUUUUGUGUUUGGAAUCAGCAGUUAAGAAUGGUAGUAAAGUAACUGCUGACUGUCAAGUUGAAAUGUUUGACCAUAGAAAAAUACUUAUGGAGGAUUAUAGGUUGUCUCCAGAAAUUGUCAAUCAUUGUGCCAAUGACAUUCAACAAUUUUGUAACAAUUUGGAAGUUGGUGGUGCUACUAUUCAUUGUUUGAUGGAAUACACUAGAAUUAGGAAGAGAAAAACUAGAGUUUCUCCUGUAUGCCAAAGAGCAUUGGAAGAGCUUAUCAAAGAAACUGAUGCUGGUGAAGAUUGGAGAGUGGAUCCAGUUCUAAGAGAAGCGUGUCAAUCAGUUGUGGAUGUGGCUUGCAAAGAUGUCCAAGGAGGAAACGCAAGAAUAAUAUCUUGUUUGAUGGACAAGCUAGGAACUGAUAGAAUGACUGAGGCUUGUGAAACAGCUCUUGUCCAAAUUCAAUAUUUUAUAGCGAGAGAUUACAAACUAGAUCCUCAAUUGUACAAAGCUUGUAAAGCUGAUGCAGUUCACUUUUGCCAUGCUAGAGAUGCAUGGGCCAAUGAUGGAACACAAGUAGAUGUAGAGAAUGGCCCACUUGUGUUACCUUGUUUGUACAGAUAUGCUUAUCAUCCACAAGAAAAUAUGACGCUAAAAAAGAAUUGUUUAGACGAGAUAAGAAGGGUUAUGCGACAAAGAGCAGUAGAUGUUGAUCUCCAACCUGAAAUAGAAGAAGUUUGUUUGGAGGAUUUAGCAUCAUUCUGUUUUGAUAAGACUGCUAAAGGAGAGGAGAUAUUAUGUUUACAAGACAGAUUUGAUAGUUUGAAUCCAAACUGUAAAUUCGCUGUAGGUAAUUUCACUGAAGUGCAAGCGGAAAGAGUAGAAUUAAAUCCAAUCAUUUCAAUGUCUUGCCGUCAUAUUAUGGAAAAACAUUGCGCGGAUGUAAUUAAAUUUGGAAGAGAUGAAGGUGACAUGAUGGAGUGCUUGAUUGAGCAUAAAAAUGAAUUAGACAGUCGGACAGAUAGUAAAUGUAAAGCUGCAGUUGAACAUUUCCAAUUAAUCUCUCUUAAAAAUUACCACUUUACAUUCAAGUUUAAAGAAGCCUGUCGGCCAAUGGUCGUAAGAUGGUGUCCAUUAGCCAAGACUAAAGGUGAAGUUAUUGCUUGCUUAAGUGACAUUGUUCAAAAAGACAUUAUCCAAGAUUCUCAACAUAAAAUUACAAGAGAAUGUCGACAGCAGCUCAGAGCUCAACUUUAUCAGCAAAAAGAAAACAUCAAGUUCGAUCCCGAAUUACAAAAAGCUUGCUCUGAUGAAAUUAAACAAUAUUGUGAUCACGUUAGUCCCGGAAACUCACAGGUAUUGGAAUGUUUAGCAUCAAAAAAAUCAAAACUAGGAGAAAAAUGCCAUUCUCAACUGUUUAAAGUUAGAAAACAAGAAUUCCAAGAUAGUGCUAUAGAUUUCGCUCUUUUAAAUACUUGUCGUUCUAUGGUCAAACAAUUUUGCCAUGACGUUGAUAGAUCGAAAGCUUUAGAUUGUUUAAAACGAUACAAAGAUGAAGCUAUGUUUGAUGAUAAGUGUAAAAGUUUUGUAUUGAAUAGAAUGGCUGAACAAAACACUGACUAUAGGUUCAAUGCAGCAUUGCAGUCGGCUUGUUCAGUUGAUAUUAACAAACAUUGUAAACGGGAAAUAAAAAACCAACCAGCAAAUAAAGAAUUAGAGGGCAAAGUAAUCCAAUGCUUGAAAAUCAAAUUCAAAGAGGCAAAGCUUUUGUCUAGGUGUGAACUUCAAAUGGAAAAUAUACUACGAGAAGCUGCUUUAAAUUACCAUCUCAACCCAUUGAUUGCUGCAUUAUGUUCUGAAGAGAUUGAAAAACUUUGUAAAACCGACGAAAGCAAUUCUCCUGGCAAAGUCGAAGAAUGCCUGAAAAAUGAGUUUACAGCAGAUAAUAAAGAAAUGAAAGAAGCUUGCAGAAUACAAGUGGCAGAAAUGAUUGAAGAAUCUAAAGCUGACAUAAAUGUCGAUCCACUUUUACAACAAGCUUGCGCUGUUGAUGUUAGUAAAUUCUGCCACAUGGUACAACCCGGAGCAGGCAGACAUAUUAAAUGUCUACAAAAUGUCUUAAAAGACGAAAAAAGUUCCCUUCAACCAGAUUGUUAUAAAAUGUUAACCACUAGGAUUGAAAUGUUUAAAAAUGCAGAGAAGUUGGCAGCUCCGGAAACGUUUGGAGAGCUUUACGAGUCUGUAAAUCGGUCACCAGCAAAGAGAUACUUUUUAAUCUUCGCAUUUUCAGCAAUAGGCAUUAUAUUCGUUAUGGGUUUAUCGUGUGGGCGAAUGUCACAUCGCACAAUGUUGAUGAAAAAUAAAUGAUUAAUCAACUCAAGAUUUCGUGGUAAAACCAAAUUAAAACGCAUAUACACUCGCAAAUCUUGCGCUAUCUGAAAUCAUCAAAAAACAUCGUGCGAACGAUAAUAUUGUAAUUUUGUACUGUUUUGGGACCGCUUUGAUUUACUAGCUCUAUAAGUAGAAAAAAAUUCCAAAUUCUUUUUAAGACUUAUAUAAGUAUUAACGUCCAGUGGUGAUGCGAAGUGCGUAAUAAUGAUAAUUUGUAAAGAUUUUGUAAAAAGUUUAUGUAAAUUAUAUAAAAUAGCGAUAGUCAAAUAAUAACAGUCACUAUUACGAAGUAGAGAAAUGCAUAUUUGUGGUUGUUGAAAUAGAAUUUAAAUAGACGUGGUUCUAGAGAAAAUAAAAAUUACGAGAUUUAAGCAAAAGUGUUAUACUUGUUUCAAAUAAUUAAUUUUCAGAAAAAACGAAUGAAUUUUGAUUAAAAAUAUUUCACGCUGAUAUUGAAAAUUGAAAAUUCGAAAUCUUCACUAAGCAGCUUAUACGAAUAGAAAUUAGAGUUAAAGUACCUGAUGGAUUAUUUAUACCAUUAUGAUCAUUCAAUGUCUAUUGUAAGUAUUCAAAGUUUAAAUAACGUUUAAAUGAAUUCUCUAAUUUUUAAAAUCAACAUACAAUUGUUAUUAUUGAUCAAUGCUUGACUAAACACUUGAUGAGUAUUGCAUUUUUGUUUUAAAUUUCAAAAAAUUCGCAUUAACCGCAAUCGAUAAACCAACAAAUUUCAAACUGAAUCUUGUGAUAACAAAAGGAAUUUAUUUGAUCGAACGCGCGAGCAAGAGUUGAACUCUGUUGUAUCAAAUGGCAUCCGUGGCUUAGGCGUGUGUAACACCUACUCGAGACUUUUACGCACACAUGCAAUACGCGUGGAGAAUUUUAAAAAAGAAAGGCUCAAAUAGGCUUUCUUGCUCAAUGCUUCGUGCUCGUCACCACAACAAUUUCAACUCACUGCGGCUAUGCGCUUUGUAUGUACAUACAUACAUGUUCUCUCUCGCGGGCCACGCAUCAUUUGAAUUGUAAUUCGUAGACGGUGAAGAAUGUCAAGGGACUCUAUAUCAAACUCAGCCAUUAAUAAUAAUAAUUGUGAAAUGUUUCAGUGGCAUUAUCGCUUUCUUCGGUGUUGUAAUAACUAUGCACUACGAUGUGCUCGCUUUAAGCGGUUCCCAAAUAGUGGAAUACACAUUAGCGAAUGAACUUGUUUUUUCCAUCGUGUUUUCUUUUACAAGUCUGUACAUACGAGAGACAAUACGAUUUUCAAUUAGUUUACCGAUAGUUGUGCGCCUGAUCUGUGUGAAACUGACUCAGCCGAAUCAUCACCAUUAUAAAAUAUAUCGUCAAAAUUUUGUAAACUAUUUUUAUGUUUAUAUGACGAAUAUGUGAUAAUAAAAAUUAU